CGCCCCACGCACGAAAUGCUCGCCACCGCGAACGUCAACGCCGUCGCGGCCUCCGCGACGCGCCCCGCGUCCCUCUCCGCGCGCCGCGGGCUCGUCGCCGCGUCGCCGCUGCGCGUCGCGAAGACCGCGCCCAGGGCGCGCGUCGUUCGCAUGUCCGCGCGCGCGGAGGAGGGCGUCUUCGACAAGAUCAAGCGCCUCAUCGCGGAGAACGACGAGAAGGAGAGAAAGAAGAAGAUCGUCGCGUCGCCGACGGGGGUGCCGCCGCCGCCGGUCGUGCCCGUGCUCGAGCCGGGGAAGAUCGGCUUCGUCGCGAACGCGGAGAUGUGGAACUCGCGCGCGAGCAUGGUCGGGUGGUGGAGCCUCCUUCUCGUGGAGGCGGUCGCGGGGAAGGGGCUCCUGGAGAUCAUGGGAUUCUCCGUCGGCAAAGGGAUCAACUUUACGUUUUAGAGAAAAGUCCUUAAGGAAUGAAGUUCACAACGCGAACGCGGUCGUAUGAGGGCCAGUGUGAGGAGAACGAACGGGGCACGACGCGAGAGCGGGUGUCGCCGCGCGCGCGCGCGCUGCGAUAGGAUCGAUUGCGAUGCGAAGAUAGGAGGAAAGGCGU
Micromonas pusilla CCMP1545 is the source of this 604-nucleotide messenger RNA. RefSeq lists its product as uncharacterized. The transcript is spliced from 2 exons. Lineage: Eukaryota; Viridiplantae; Chlorophyta; Mamiellophyceae; Mamiellales; Mamiellaceae. Bases 16 to 447 code for a protein of 143 amino acids. The record is from RefSeq and is a predicted model, not a curated record.